Molecule: messenger RNA, 861 nt
Organism: Leptosia nina
Lineage: Eukaryota; Metazoa; Arthropoda; Insecta; Lepidoptera; Pieridae
Source: the annotation of a GenBank genome assembly
AUGGUGAUGGAGCGGCUGGCGGACUUCGUCAGCAAGUCCUUGGAAGGUGGCGAAGCGCCGGCUCCCCCGCAGGAGGUGGACUAUGACGACGGUGACGAGGAGGUGGAUAUCACAGCGCUGGAGGAUAAGGAGCCGCCGGCUAAGAGACCACGCAAUUGGUUGGUGUCUCCGCUGCCAGCGCAACAUUAUAAACGAGAGGAUGACGAUGAUGAUAGCAAGCACGAUAUAACGGAAAAAUCAUCGUGCGGCGUGGGAAACGGUGGGGGAAAGCAACGACGUUCGCGCACGAACUUCACUCUGGAACAGCUCGGGGAGCUAGAACGACUGUUUGAUGAGACGCACUAUCCUGACGCCUUCAUGAGGGAGGAGCUCAGCCAAAGGUUGGGUCUUAGUGAGGCUCGAGUACAGGUGUGGUUUCAAAAUCGCCGAGCAAAAUGCCGAAAACAUGAAAGUCAAAUGCAUAAAGGUCUUCUGGUAAGUGGUGGUGGUACUCCGUUGGAACCGUGUCGCGUGGCACCUUAUGUUUCGGUUCCUCGCCUUGGAUCCGCGCCUGGCCAGCGCCCGCCGCCGCCCCCGCUGCCACUCGCACCACACCCUACACCGACGGCUUUCGCGCCUUUUGACUCGGCAAUUUUGUCUGCAGCCGCACACCAGUACGCAAGUGCAGCUGCAGCAGCAGCGGCAGCGGCAUUGUGUCCGCCAUAUGCGGGAUUAGCGGCACUAGCAGCACGCUGUAGAUCUUCCUCGAUCGCUGACCUGCGGCUAAAAGCCAGGCGUCACGCAGCAGCACUCGCUGCAGCGCGAGGUUCCACACCACCGCCAUCCACACCCGCUCCCGCGCAUAUGCCCGCUGACACAUAG